Molecule: messenger RNA, 1203 nt
Organism: Strongylus vulgaris
Lineage: Eukaryota; Metazoa; Nematoda; Chromadorea; Rhabditida; Strongylidae
Source: the annotation of a GenBank genome assembly
AUGCGAACAGCUUCCAAAGCAAAUGCUGAAGCUCAGCAAUGGCGUGCUCGCUUUGAGGGUGAGGGCAUGAACAGAGCAGAAGAAUUGGAGGAAGCUAAGAGAAAACUUGCUCAUAAAGUACAAGAAAUGCAAGAACAACUGGAAUCUGCUAACCAAAAGAUCAGCUCUUUGGAGAAGACGAGACAGAGAUUGGUGCGUGAACUGGAAGAUGCUCAAGUGGAUGCUGAUAGGGCGAAUGCUGCGGCAAACUCGCUAGAAAAGAAGCAAAAAGGUUUUGAUAAGGUUAUCGAAGAUUGGAAGCGCAAAUGCGAAGCUCUCGUCCAGGAUGUUGAAGCCAGUCAACGCGACACUCGAGCUGCAGCCACCGAAUCUAUGAGACUACGUAAUCAGCUUGAUGAGGCAGCUGAACAGAUCGAAGGAGUUCGUCGUGAAAACAAGGCUUUGGCUCAAGAGCUCAAAGACAUUACUGAUCAACUUGGUGAAGGUGGCAAGAGCGUUCACGACCUACAGAAACUUAGAAGACGUUUGGAAUUGGAGAAGGAAGAGCUUCAGCAAGCCCUCGACGAAUCAGAAGCAGCACUAGAAGCGGAGGAGUCCAAGGUGCUGAGAGCGCAAGUGGAAGUAUCUCAGAUCCGUUCCGAAAUUGAAAAGCGCCUCCAAGAGAAGGAAGAAGAGUUCGAAAAUACUCGAAAGAAUCACCAAAGAGCAUUGGAAAGCAUGCAAGCAUCGUUGGAAAGUGAAUCAAGAGGACGAGCAGAGUUACUAAGAUUGAAGAAGAAAUUAGAGAGCGACAUCAAUGAACUGGAAAUUGCUUUGGAUCACGCCAACAAAGCAAAUACUGACGCCCAAAGAAACAUGAAGAAAUAUCAGGAUACCGCACGAGAUCUACAGCUUCAAGUAGAAGAAGAACAGCGAUUACGAGAGGAGGCAAAUGAACAGACGCUGAUGGCUGAACGACGGGCUCAGAUGGCACAGCAAGAGAAGGAAGAGCUGUCCACUGCAUUGGAGCAGGCCGAGCGAGCUCGCCGACAAGCUGAUUUCCAAGCUGCCGAACAUAAGGAUGUCGCGACAACGUUAACGAAUACAAAUGCUGCUUUGACGGCGAAUAAGAGAAAGCUCGAAGGAGAGAUUCAGCAACUGCAAACUGAUCUAGAGGACACUCUAAACGAACUGAAAAACACUGACGAUCGAGCGAGAAAGGCA